Messenger RNA from Adineta steineri, 633 nucleotides. The record is from the annotation of a GenBank genome assembly. NCBI's taxonomy places the organism in Eukaryota, Metazoa, Rotifera, Eurotatoria, Adinetida, Adinetidae.
AUGGAUAAUCAACAAUCGACUAAAAUGCCAAAACCAUUCGAUAAUGACGAAGAAUUAAAUGAACCAAUUGCAGAUGAUAAUAAUCAACAAUUUUUUCAAUUCCGUGAUGAUGAUCGAUUAAAACAAGAAGAUGAUUAUCGACAAGAAAUGUUGAAAGUUCAAGAUGAAAUUAUAACAUUACGUCAAGUACUUGGAGCUAAAUUAAAACGUGAAAGUGAAUUAAAAACAUUAUUAGGUGUUGGUUUUGUUGAUGAUCUCAAACAAGAUUGGAAUGAAACUGUUCAUGAUUUUAAAGCAACAUCAGCAUAUCAAAAAACAGCUGGAACAUUACAAGCAGCAUCGGAUAAAAUUGCACCAGCUAUACAAACGGUUAAUACAUCACUUAAAUCACGCCUUGGUACUCUUAAAAAUUCCAGUUUUUUCCGAACAUUUGAAAAUACACUUGGUUCAGGUGUUAAUGCUGUUAAAUCAAAAAUAGCACCGUCAAAAUCCGCUAUGAAUUUUAAUGGAAAUAAUGAUGAUGAAUUUAGUCGAGGUGCUGCAGGAGGAUCUAUACCUACAAGUGUAACACAUAAUGAACAUCUUGAUUUUGGUAGUGAUUUCGAUAAAAAGAAAGAUUUAACAACUAAAUAA